Messenger RNA from Rhopalosiphum padi (bird cherry-oat aphid), 8843 nucleotides. RefSeq lists its product as uncharacterized. Gene Ontology annotation, biological process: regulation of apoptotic process; apoptotic process. Bases 451 to 2217 code for a protein of 588 amino acids. The transcript has 6 exons. The record is from RefSeq and is a predicted model, not a curated record. Lineage: Eukaryota; Metazoa; Arthropoda; Insecta; Hemiptera; Aphididae.
CCCGUCGGCCGGCCAACAAAUCGGCUGCUGUACGGGUGCUGCUCGGGCUGCCGCCGCUGCUGCUGCUACUGGGCCGCCGCUACUGCCGCUGGUGCUCCGUCGUACACAUGUCACCACCGCCGUGACCGACUCACGCGCACGUAAGCACAUUAUUCCGAACGGUGCACUCGCGACGCCCUAUACACGCGCGCACAAGCGGCGGUGGUUCCGCGGAGAGACGGCGACGGCGGUGAAAACAGCUACACCAUCGUGACGACGACCGCCACCACCACCACCACCCACCCAUUUCUACUUCCACGCCGCAACCGCCGCUACCACCGUGACCACCGUCAACACGGCGACCGUCAUCGGUGUGAUGGGUACCGCCGUCGACCGCGACCUCGGACAAACAUCACGCCGCAGAGUGGCCGGGCCCUGAUAUAACCGCGUGGCUCGAGAUACUAUGGAGUGAUGGCGAGGGAAGAAUCUCGAGGAAAAAGGCCAUUUAAAAUAUGGGAUGGUUUUAGAAACAUAAGGAAAAGCUUGUUGGCCUCCAGCUUAAAAGACUUAGAAAUACGUGGCAAAGAGAAACUGAAUAUCGCGCCGAACGAGUCCGUUAGAUUGGUACUCGAAACUGACGGUACACAAAUCGAAGAUCCCGAAUACUUCAAAACACUGCCAAACAAUACUACUGUGUUAUUGCUCAGGAAUGACGAGUACUGGUACCCAGCUGAAGUUGAUGCCAUUAAAACAGCGAUUGCCGCAAUCCCAAAAAUCGUCUGCGAAACGAUUCAUGCACUGGAAUUGCAAGACGAGACACCAUCGUGGAAAAUAAUGGACAACAAAGGUCGAGUCACCGUUGUGUUGCACUGGGACCAUCGCAAUCAAACCUAUCGCGGUACUAGCGGUAACAGCGGUGGCAUGGACACGUCGCCGUCCAAGAAGACGAUGGCGCACCAACAAAACGGCGUCGGUGGUCUGCUGAUGGAGAACAACAACGGUCCGCUAAAGAGGGAACCUGUCCAAGCGUUCCAACAACAGCAACAUUCCGUGCCGACCAUUUAUCGACACGGUACCACGCCUCAGAUCACGGUUAUCCACCACGAUGCCAUACCGCCAUCAAUGCACGAUGGUUCGAGUCAGCACUAUCAGCAGCUGCAGCAGCCGCAGGGGCGCCGGCUGUCCAAGCAGGGCAGCAGUUCCAUGGACGCGGCGGCCAUACACGUCCACACGUCCGAGUGCGCGCACUUCAUACCGCCGCCGCCGUCGCACCACUCGACCGGCAACGGCGGUGGCGUCGGCUCGUCGCGGUCAAACAGUCCGUCUCGCGGACCGUCAACCGCCGACCGGAUGAUGCCGCCGCCGCCGCUGCACAGCAUACCGAUGCAGCAGCAGUCGUCCGCCGCCGACCAUCACGGGUUCGAGUGCGACUUUCACUGUUGCGCGCUGCACGAGGAGGGCCGCCGGAUUGCCGUGCACAAGUCGGUGGCCACGUCGCCGAUACAGGAGUGCCACCACGCGCCGCCGCCGCCGCUACAGCAGCCGGUGCAGCAAACGCCGUCGUCCGUUGGCCAGCCCGCUUCGUCGUCGCUGUCGGACGGCACGCGCCGCGCGUCGCCCAAGGGCCACGUCCGAUUCCUGGACGCGGCCGGGUCGCCGCCGCUGCCUCCGCCACCGCUACUGCCGCCGUCGCCGCCCGCGUCGCCAGCGCGUCGCCAGCAACCGGCCCAGCCUCAGCCUCAGCCGCCGCCGCCCCAGCUGCAACACCGGUCCGACAGCUCCGAUUCCGAGACCGAGACCACCGUCAUCGAGGACGACUCUAUGACCAGCGAGAAGUUUCUGUUGCUCAUCGACCAACUGGUCGACAAGCAGGACAGGCACCUGACCGUCAAGGACAUCGGCAUCAUACUGGAGCGGCUCAACUCGAAAAUCGUGGACGUCGAGCGGUUGGACCGCGACUACGAGGCAACCGACUGCUACAACUGGACCAUCAAGGCGACCAUCAGGGGCGACGUUCUUCAGGAGUACGGCAUCAUAUACAACGGCAACUAUUACGGCAUAUCCGAACAUCCGGGGUACCGGCAGAACGACGAGGAGCUGCCCAACGAGGACGACGAGGAAGCGCUGGACGAGGACGAGGACGGCGGAGGCGCGUCUGCUGCGGCGGCAGGUGGCAGUGGAGCCGGUAGAGAAGACCGCCUGCACAGACGUCGCGCCGACGAAGAGGUUAACAUUUAAAUACUUUAUUAUAAUAUAAGCACACGUUGUUACACGCACACACACACACACACACACACACACACACACACACACACACACACCACACACACACACACACACAUAGGCGGCACUUGAUAACCAAUACAAACUAUAACAGGUGCAGAAAUCAAAAUAUAUUUUAAAUAUAAGAAUUUAAAUUAAUCAAACUGCCAUCGAUAAGAAUAAAUUGCAUUGAAAUGGUAAAAAUGUAUACUAACAGACAUAGUGAAUUUUUCUUUUGUGACCUCAGUACCUCAACUCUUGUUUUUCUGGUGGUGACAGGGGCAAAGGUAUCGUUUCUCAUUUUUAGGGGCUAUUAUUGAACCCUCACAUGCCUACUCAUGCAUGUCGUCUAUGCACACACACACAACACACACACAUACACACACGCACACACACACACACACACACACACACACACGGUGUAUACCUAGUAUGUGCGUAGUACAUUCACGGUUGUUGUUUGUUUGACCUCCACGAGGUUAAUGUUUUGAAAACCACGGGAAAAAUAUUGUAACAAAAAAUUAUUAUUUGUUUUUUUAUAGUUCCAAUCGACGUUUGACUAUUAUUAAUAUUUAUUAUAUUGUUAUUAUUAUUAUUAUUAUUAUUAUUAUUAUUAUUAUAAUUGUUAUUAUUCGUAAUACUCCCGUCGCCGAACCGGCCAUAAAUAGGUACUACGAUAAUCCAUAAUGCUACGUGAUGAUGAUAAUAAUGUUAUGUGUGCCUAAAUGGUGUAUAAUAUUAUUAUUAUUUUAUAAUAUUGUGCCUGUUGAGCUUCAAACAAAAUUUUCGUGUUACUUGUCGCGAGUCGGUUCGCCACCGCACCAUACCUUAGACACGCGAUGUCGCGGUUUCGUUUCAUGUGUAUCCGGUAAUAUGUUUUUUUUUUUUAUUACUAACCGCCAUCGUGACUGCCAACAUACAUAUUAUUAUACGUAUACACAUAAAAAUAAUACACAUACACACAUAUUAUAUAUUAUACAUUACACAUUUACCAAGUCAUAUAAGUUUUAUUUGUUAGGAAAAAAACAAGAAUAAAAACGUUUGGCUAAACGUCUAACCCGAGGUACUAUUUUCGAUACCGACAUACAGGCUGUCAGUGUCCUUUUUAAAAGACAGUUCAGCUUAGGGUUUUUCAUUUGUUUAGAUGAAACAUUAUAUAGAAGUAUUCCCAUAUUGCGUACUUCGCAUUUUAUAUAAAAAAUUAUCUUUUCCGACAUUUACGAACGAACUAAACGUCGUUAAUGCGUAUACCAUUAUUAUUAUUAUUAUUAAUAUUAUUGUUUAUAUUAUUAUUAUGAUGAUAAGUAUUUUUUUUAUUAUUAGUAUGUAUUAUUUUUAUGAUAAUUAUUAUUAUUACUAUUAAGGAUUAUUAUUAUUAUUAUUAUUAUUAAUAUUAAAUACAAUAUAUUACAAUAUAAUAUAAUUGUUAUUGCUGCGAUCUGUACAGAAGCCUUAUUUUUGAAAACAGAAGUUGUAUACUGUUUGUUAUUUUGUAUCCUUUCAAAAAAAAGGCUAUGCAGUUUUCCAAAUUUCACGUAACAAAAGUGAUAAAAAUUAGAUCAUUGUGUUCAAUAACCAAUUUGCAAUUUUAGUACCAUGAAAUUAGAAAGAUUAUUUUUAAUGUCAAAAACACCCUGUGUCUCAGGUUUGUUUUUCAUUUUUAAAUGGUGAUUUUGUCUGGGAAGAUGCAGAAUAUAAUUUUGAUUCCUAAAAGUAUUUUUAAUUGAUAAACGAUAAAAUGACAAGAUGAAAAUAGGAAUACCAAAAUAGUGAAACCAAAAUAGAUGAAUAAACUAUAAUAUAUAAAAUACGUAAAUAAUCGCGAUUUGUAUUAAAUAAUAAUUAUUAUUACUUUCGUAAGUCAUAGUCAUGAGUCAUGAUAUUGUUUCUAUAGGCUAAAAUAUGAGGUAAGUGAUGUGUUUACUUAAAGCUACGUUUUACUUAAGAACGAUAUUUAAAAUUGUAUUUUAUUUAUUUUUAUUUUUUAAGAUGUCAAAAUAUAAUAGUAGAUGGACAAAAAUAUCUAAAGAAUUUAUAAAAUAGAAGCAAACAUACCAUUCAACGUAAUUGUUGGAUUUUAUAUAAUUUUAACUGGAUUAUCUUGUGAACUUACUGUUUCGUUUGUUCAAUUCAUUCUUUUUAUUCGAAAUUUGUUAUCUCGGGUACAUUGGAAUGUUUGUCAGAAGAAUCUGUGUGUAAUUCAUUAGUUGUGUACACUUCUGUAUUAAUGCUCUAUAUUUACAAUUGUUCAGAAUAUUUGCAUUACGGUCUCUAUAUUUUCUAUGAUAAAUUCACAUCAUGCUUAAAAUUCUCCCUUAAAAAAAAAAAUUAAAUUUAUUUCUUGAAAAUAUUUGAGAGAGUAAAAAAUGUUAUUUAUGUACUAGUUAUUUAUAAAUUUACCAACGAACGUCAGUUAUGAAUGGUAUGUACAACUGUAAAAUAAAUAGGAAUAUAUUAUUUUUUAAUAAAAAUCACUAUUGUUUUGUUUUUCACUAAUUUAUUUCGCUGUUUUGGGUUUCAUUAUUUUGUCUAAAUGUUAAACUCUUUAAAAUUCUCAUUUAUUCGUUUAUGAUCAUUGUUCCCAUAUGCACAAUAGAUUUUAAAUAAUAUUAAAUACUUUAUGUAAAAUCUAAUUUUACCAUACUUUGUUAUACUAAAUUUAAAAAUAUUGUUUCUUAUGACUCAAAUAUGUCAACUAUUUUUGUCUACUCAUACGAAAAAAAUAAUAACAGUUAAAAAUAUUAAGUAAUUUAUUAUAUUUAUAGAAUACAUUGUAGGGAAAUAAUUUUAACAUGCAAUCCUUCCGCUCAAAUCACAAUUUAAAUUUAAAUAGUAUACAAUGUAAUCUUAUAGUUAUCCUCAUAUAGUUUAAUGAAACAAUUUUAAAUGGAAAAACAAAUUGAGAUCCAUGCUCAAUUCAAACAUGUUAUUUCAUUGAAAAAUAGCACGUUAUUUUUUGACAGUGAUACCGAUGUCUUCCUGAACUAAUAAUUAGGUAAUUUGACAUUCGUGGGCAGUUAUCUAUACGGAUUGGUGAACUGUAUAAAUUUGCUCGAAGAUACACUCUUCUAGCGUACAUUUAUGGCUUUGAACAACGUCCAUUAUAAAUUAUAUAAUGAUAUUGCGUUAUAGAUUAUGCAUUAUUCUGUGCAGAAUAAUCAAGAAGACCUAAAUAAUGCCAUGGCUCAAACAAAACUAUUUUUCAUUCCAAGUAAUAUUACCAUAAUCAAGAUGGUUCUCAUUUGCCUUGUAUUAUAAUAUCUACUUUAUCAAACUAGGAACUACAGUAAUAUUCAUAUAUACCUACAUAUUAUAAUCUGUUAUAGCUAAGAUAUAAAUUGGGAAAAAUGGUUAUAAUCAAGCAGUUUAAUAUUGUUUUUCGAGGUACCACCUAGACCUAAGUAGGUACUUACCAUAUUAAAACUCUAUAACUACAUACUAUAUUUUAGUAUGUUGAGCCCAAAAGGAUACCUAUUAACACGUGUAUAAAAUAUUAUUGUCAAUACAUAGAUAUUUUAUAGAUACAUUUAAUAGUUAUAUAAUGUCCUUUUUAACACUUUUAAAUUGUCCCACACUAAUGCCAAAUUAUUAUAAGUUCGAAUUGAUUUUUAUUUUUAUUUUUUUUUUAUUAUUAAAUAUACGAAUAUACCAUAAAUAAUUGAUUUUAAACUGAAAAUGUGAUGAACAAUUUUAAAAAUUAAGAUCCUUGUUAGAGUAAUUUUACUAAGUUACCAAAUUCUAAUACUAUAGUACUGAGGCCGGAUUUAGACUUAAUAAAGCCCUAAGCGGACUAAACUAUUUGAGAUAUGGGGCCCUUUAUAAGUACAGAUAUUAUAUGCAUAGACGGAAAUAGGCGGUCUUUGGGGAGGGCUCCCCCUCCAAACAAAAAAAUCAUUCAGAGCCCUCCUAGAUUUUUUUAUACAUUGUAUACGAUUUAUACCAUUAGGGAGGCUAAAUCAAACAAAUUAAUAUUUUAGCCCCCCACCCCCCAAAAAAAAAAAUUGUAUUUUAACUCCACCUAUAUGUCGGUGCCAAAUAUGAUUUUCGGGGAUAAUACAGAGGAAUAAACUUAAAUACUGUUAAGAAGUAUAUAGAUAAUUGAAAUAAUAAAUCUUUAACUUAAUAUUAUUUUUAUUUAUAACAAACUAAAAAAUAGUUACUACAUUAAAAUAAUAAUAUUCAAUUCACGAAAAUUUCUCCGUGUUUAUCCAUUUAGUGUCAAUAAUUUUUUUUUUUUUUUUGGUGUUUUCCGGGGCCCCAUAUUUAACGAUUAUAUAAUAUGUCAUAUAGAAUAUGACAAAUGCUCAUUUAAGCAAUUGUUUUGGGGUCUCAAGCUAUAGCUUGUGUAGCUUAUACGUAAAUCCGGCACUGAUAGUACUAUAAUAAUUUUCAUUCCAUUUUCUAUUCAAAAGCAAUCAAUGUAAAUAAUUUAAAAUACACAAGCAAUAAUUCAACUGAAUUCAUAAGCAUUGUACUUUCUUUGGAAAUUACACAGCAUUAACUAUGUGUACUUAAAAAUAAGUUACUUAAUCAUUUUUACUAAUAACUGUUAUUUGUUUUUAAAAAUCGGUAGUGUUUGAUUACAAUAAUUAGCCUUGCUUUAUAAUUAUACAACUAUAUCGUAGUAUAUCAAGUAUAUCGUAAUUCGGGAUGUAUGAUUAUAAAAUAGUCAUUUUAAUUAUUGUACCUCUUCACUCAUAUCUUUCAUACGUGUAUAAAAAUGUCAUUACCGCCUCUACAGUUUAAAAAAUUAAUUAAUUUUAUAUGUCUACCCCCAAUCUUAAUAAUCCAGUGAUUUUCUUUCCAUUUAAUUUUAAACUUUUAAUCUUAUUUUUUAUUGCAAUCAUAAAAUUUUAUCUUGAAGAUUUCAAUAUUUAUUUUCUUAUCCUUUAAUAACAUAAUUUGUCACGAACGUAUUCUACAACUUGUUCUUAAACACAUUUUAUCGAAAACCUGUCAUAAUGUUGAAUUUAAUUAAUAGGUAGUCUGUAUAUGGGUAGACCUCAAUUCUGACGCCACUUCUUUUUGGAAAAUUUGAGUAAUUAACUCGAGGCUUUAGUCAACUUCAGUUAUAUUCUAUACACAUUAAACAUGCUAUGAAACAUAACAACGCCAUUGGCGUGACGGUCACAAGCAUUAUAUGUCAAACAUACCUACUAACAAAAACAGUAAAUGGAUUUUAUGUAGAUAUACGAACAAUAAUUGUGUAAAAAUAUAUCAACAAUAAUCUAUUAUAAUAUAAAUAUAAAGAUGGUAAACGGAUAAAUACGAAAAAUAUAAACAUCAAAAUAUGUUUUAAUAUCGACGAAUAGUCUACAAUAUUCAAAUUGUAUCGAUAUUAAAAAAGAAAAAACUGUAGAAUCUUAUAUUUUUGGUUUGAGCAAAAAUUUCCAAGUUCAUAUGUCAUUUACAACAUUUUCAAUGGAAUUUACAAGCAAGAGGUUUGUAAUUACUUAUACGUGAUCUAAGUUUGAACAAUAUCUCUUUGAGCAAUGUAACUAUUAUUACAGAAAGGUCUAAAUUUACUUUAAACUUGUUAUCAUCGCAGUUACCAAUAAAUUAAUUUUAUUUAGUCAGUUUUAGGAUUAUAAUUUUUAUAAUGAUUACAGUGAAUAUAAAUAUAAAAUAGAUUAGAUUUUGCUAAUAUUGUAUACCUAAUGUUUAAUACUAUUAUAUAUUAUAUAAUUUUGUUGAAAAAAAAAUGUUGUACCUAACGUUAAAUUAAAUUAUUAUAAUCUAAAGACUAAGGUAAUAAUUGUUUAGCGAACUUUGUUUUAAAAUAUUAUUAAGUUAUUUAAAUAUAAUUGUUAAUAGUUAUAGCAGUGGUUAUAUACAUAUUGUACAUAGUUCCGUGACCAAGAUUUUUUUUUUUGAAAAGGGCUUCAAUAUUCAAUGGCCAGAAAAAAAAUGUUUAUUCAAUUCACUAUUUGAAAAAGUUAAUGGUCCUCUGCCAUUAGGGGGAGAGGUGGGCUUAAGCCUGUUUUAGCCUCCUCUUGGCUGCGGCACUGUGUAUAGUAUUAAGUGAUAGGCAUAAACGAAAUGUUUAAUGUAUGUACUUCUAAUUAUCCAGCUCAUAAAUUCACUAUACAUUAUACUUGUGAAACAAUAGGUAUAUGUAUACAGUGAUUUGGUUGGUUCGUCGAUUAUAUGCACAAUGCGCUACACUGCCUAUUUAUAUGUUGUUUUAUACGACAGGAAUUUGUUGUUAUAUUUCAUUUAAUUAUUGUAUGUACAGCAGUAUACAUAUAUAACAAUAUUAUACAUAUUAUAUAAUAUUAUAUAAUGCAUAUGUAUAAUGUAUAUAAUAUAAGAAUAUAAUAUUAUAUUAUAUAGAUAUAUGAUUCCAUUAUUAUAUAAUACAUUAAUUUUAUUAUAAUAUUAAAAUAUAAAAAGAAUCAGUUAUACGGCAGACUAUUAUACAUUAAAAAGUGUACACUUAUAAUAUAUUAUAAUAUUAUAGUUUGAUGUAAUUUACAAAUACCACUCUAGUACUUUCCUAUGCGAUGAACAAAUGUACGGGCAAUCUGUUUUAGAUUUUGUUGUUGAUAAAAUAUAAGAACAAACAUUUUUGCUUGAUAAAUAAAAUACGUAAUUAAAGCUCA